This is a messenger RNA of Seminavis robusta, 1023 nucleotides long. The record is from the annotation of a GenBank genome assembly. Lineage: Eukaryota; Bacillariophyta; Bacillariophyceae; Naviculales; Naviculaceae.
AUGGCGUCGGCGGCGGCAGCGUUGGCGGGAUCCACUCUGGCCCGCAACAAGGCCGCAUGUUCGGUCAUUCCUCGGAUUGGACUGGGUACUCUCAUGAUCCAACCGGACGUGGUACCGGAUGCUAUUGCAUCGGCCAUUGCCGCGGGUUAUCGACGGAUUGAUUGUGCUCCCGUCUACUUUAAUGAAGACAAGGUGGGAGAUGCCAUUCAAACAGCCCUGAAGAAUGGCAGUGCCAAACGACAAGAUUUGUUCCUCGUGUCCAAGCUCCCCAGCUGCUUUCAUCGCAAGGAACAUGUGGAAAUGGCAUUGAAAAAGACACUGCUGGACCUGCGAGUGGAUUAUUUGGACCUAUACUUGAUUCACUGGCCACAAGCGUUUACACCCGUACUGCCCAUUCCCAUGGACAAGCGAGGUUGGGAAACGGAAGAUAUUGACGAUUCCGGAGAUGGAAAGAAUAUUGAUACCACGGUUUCCAUUCACGAGACUUGGGCCGCCAUGGAAGAAUUGGUCGACAAGGGAAUGGUCAAAUCAAUUGGGGUUUCCAAUUUUCCCGUCUCGCUAUUGCACGAGUUAAUGACACGGGCCAAAAUACCUCCCAUGGUCAAUCAAGUGGAAGCACAUCCCUAUCUACAACAAACCAAAUUGCUCAAGUAUUGUCAAGCACGGGGAGUGCACUUUCAAGCCUACUCGCCUCUGGGUACGGCCGAUUACAAGGAAGACCACGAACCCGUCAUUUUGAACGAUACUGUCUUGAAAACGAUUGCCGAAAAGCACAACGUGAGCGUUGCUCAGAUUUGUCUAGCCUGGGCGAUUCAACGAGGCACCAGCGUGGUAGUCAAAAGCUCGUCGAAGGCGCACCAAGAGGAGAACUUGAAAGUCUUCCGACAGCAAGGAGAGGAGGAAGAACUGGCAGUGACUCUUUCCGACGAGGAAAUGGAGCAGAUUGCAGGUCUGGAGCGGGGAUAUCGAUACUUUCGACCCGAAGAGUGGUGGCCUCAGUUGGAAAUGGCCGUGUUUGAUUAG